AUGAAUUCCCACGUCUUCGACAUCGAGCCAUUGCAUCGCUUUUCCGGCUCGAAUGCGGCCAUUCGACGUCCUAGAGAAAUCGCAUGCUUUUCCUACGAUGACGAGCACAACUUUCGCCUGGACGAUUCGUCCAUGAAUUACUACUAUCCACCGCAACCACCGCAGUUGCCUCUCGACUUGAGCGCGGGCUUUGAGACGUUCCAAAAACUUAAUGAUGCACCGGACGAGCAUCUAGACGCGCUUUUAGAUACCAUAACGGCUUUGGAACAGAAUACGGGGUCGAGAUGCGAAACGGAUAUCGUCACCUGGAGAGGAAUGAUGACAAAGAUAAUGACCGCGCCUUUCGAUGUGUUGAACGGGUUUGAAAUGAACGCGACAUAUUUCCAAGGAUCGAUAUUUAUAGAAGAGAACAAUUCGUAUAAGAAUACUCAAAAGGAGAUUCAGAGGAAUCAACGAAUGCCGCCAGGGAUGCCAUCGCAAGACAUGAUGGCCUAUUGGGGUUACAAAUUUGAAACUGUCUCCAUCCUUCCAAAUACCUGGGGCGAAACAAGUCGGGAUAAGAUUGAAGGCCGAAUUCACGAUGUUGUGAACAACAAGGCUCAGUAUUGUUCUGUCGUACGGACUGGCUUUGGUAGAGUCAAAAUGAUCAUCGGCGGUGAGGUCGAUGCUAUCUGGGAUAGCAAGCCAAACCGUAAAGAGGAUCCAAUAAACUGGGUGGAACUGAAAACAAGCGCUGAGCUUUUCAACGACAAGGAGAGGAUUAAGUAUGAGCGUAAACUGCUUAAAUUCUGGGCCCAGUCGUUUCUUUUGGGAGUCCCCAAGAUUAUUGUCGGGUUUCGCGAUAAAGCCGGAAUGCUUCUGCGAAUCGAAGAAGUGGAAACUCAAGGGAUACCUGGCAAGGUCAAACGAGAAGGCCGAGGGAGCUGGGAUGGCAACAUCUGCAUCAACUUCACCGCAGCUUUUCUCGAAUGUAAGACCCGUCUUAUAUUACGGCCGCAUGAAAGAAACCGAGCUGACAGAUUCUCAUCCACCAGGGCUUAA
This is a messenger RNA of Talaromyces atroroseus, 1041 nucleotides long. RefSeq names its product Decapping nuclease rai1. Gene Ontology annotation, molecular function: mRNA 5'-diphosphatase activity. Gene Ontology annotation, cellular component: nucleus; cytosol. Gene Ontology annotation, biological process: NAD-cap decapping; nuclear-transcribed mRNA catabolic process. NCBI's taxonomy places the organism in Eukaryota, Fungi, Ascomycota, Eurotiomycetes, Eurotiales, Trichocomaceae. The coding region runs from base 1 to 1041 and encodes 346 amino acids. The transcript is spliced from 8 exons. The record is from RefSeq and is a predicted model, not a curated record.